Condylostylus longicornis is the source of this 10538-nucleotide messenger RNA. It is a transcript of the gene rhea, whose product is annotated as talin-2. Gene Ontology annotation, molecular function: structural constituent of cytoskeleton; integrin binding; actin filament binding. Bases 263 to 9154 code for a protein of 2963 amino acids. Gene Ontology annotation, cellular component: ruffle; focal adhesion; cytoskeleton. The transcript is spliced from 19 exons. NCBI's taxonomy places the organism in Eukaryota, Metazoa, Arthropoda, Insecta, Diptera, Dolichopodidae. The record is from RefSeq and is a predicted model, not a curated record. Gene Ontology annotation, biological process: cell-cell adhesion.
UUUGACAUUUUUGUCAUGGGCGUAUUGUGUAAAAAUUUGUAUAUUUUGUAAAAUUUUAGUAAAAAAAAAUAAUAAUAUUACCCUUUUGAUAUCCAAUAAAUGUUUUAUUUAUAAACGAACGAAACCUUCUUUUUUUUUUGGAAAAUAAUUUUAUACAUGUUUUAAUUUUUCUUCAAUAUUUUUAUCAAAAAAAAAGAAAGUGCGAGACACCUUUAUUGUUAAUUGUUUUAAGUGCCUUUAUUGUUCAUUCUAAAUAGCUGUAAUGGCUACAUUAUCAUUGCGAAUCAGUUUAGAGGGUGGCCGUGUAACGAAAACCAUCCAAUUUAAUUCACAAACGACAGUUUUUGAUGCAUGCAAAAUAAUACGUGAUAAAUUUGCUGAAGCUGUAUCUGGAGCACCUAACGAAUAUGGAUUAUUUUUAUCUGAUGAAGAGAAUCGUCAAGGUGUUUGGUUAGAAUCUGGUCGUUCAUUAGGAUAUUAUAUGUUGCAUAAUCAAGAUACAUUAGAAUAUCGUCGAAAAUUACGUACAUUACGUGUUCGUAUGUUAGAUGGUGCUGUUAAAACGAUAUUAGUUGAUGAUUCACAACCAGUUAAUCAAUUAAUGGUUGUUAUUUGUACAAAAAUUGGUAUUACAAAUCAUGAAGAAUAUGGUUUGGUACGUGAAGAAGUUGAACAACAAAAUGAAAAUUUACCCGAUAAUAAAUUUGGUACAUUAACAUUACGUAAAAAAAUUGCUGAAAAAGAUCGUGAUGCAAAAAUGGAAAGUUUACGAAAAAAAUUAAAAACUGAUGAUGAAAUCAAUUGGGUUGAUAUUGGUAAAACAUUACGAGAACAAGGAAUUGAUGAAUCAGAAACAGUUUUAUUACGUCGUAAAUUUUUCUUUUCGGAUCAGAAUAUUGAUUCUCGUGAUCCAGUGCAAUUGAAUUUAUUAUAUGUACAGGCACGUGAUGCUAUUUUAGAUGGUACACAUCCAGUAACACAAGAUAAAGCUUGUGAAUUUGCUGGAAUUCAAGUGCACAUUCAAUUUGGACCCCAUAAUGAAGCUAAACACAAGCCAGGAUUUUUAGAUCUUAAAGAUUUUCUACCUCAAUCCUAUGUUCGUGUUAAAAAUAUUGAAAAGAAAAUUUUUGGUGAACAUAGAAAACAUGUUGAAUUAUCUGAAAUUGAUGCAAAAGUUUUAUAUACAAAAACAGCUAGAGAAUUACCAACAUAUGGUGUAACAUUUUUCUUAGUUAAAGAAAAAAUGACUGGUAAAAAUAAAUUAGUUCCACGUCUUUUGGGUGUUACUAAAGAUUCUGUUUUACGUUUGGAUGAGAAAACAAAAGAAAUAUUAAAAACCUGGCCAUUAACAACAGUUAGAAGAUGGGGUGCAUCACCAAAUACAUUUACAUUAGAUUUUGGUGAUUAUGCAGAUGCAUAUUAUUCAGUUCAAACAACUGAAGCUGAACAUAUUGUUCAAUUAAUUGCUGGCUAUAUUGAUAUAAUAUUAAAGAAAAAGAAAGCAAAAGAUCAUUUUGGUAUUGAAGGUGAUGAAGGUUCAACAAUGGUUGAAGAAUCAGUAGCACCAUCAAGAGCAACUUUCUUUCAACAUGAAACUAGUAAAAUUGGUAAAAUUAAUACUGAAUCUGUAGCUCAUCCUGGAAUUAUGAGAGCUUAUGAUGGCGAAAAACCAUUUACACAAAAUGAAAUGCAAUCAGUACAAUAUGGCGCUAUUGUUGGCACAGUUAAUGUAGCCCAUCAACCGCCAACGACUCAAGAAAUUCGUAUAAGCGAAGUUCAUUUAAGUGAACCACAACGUGCCUUAUUAGGUUAUAUAUCAGCUGGACAGGAAGCUAUUCAAAGAGCUGAAAGAGAACUUGAAUCUAAGAUUGAAUUUCUUGAAUUGGGUUCAGAUCCUCAUUCGAUUGAAUGGCGUGAAACAACAUUGGAAACAUCUAAACAAGCCGUUACAACUCAUGUGGCUACAAUGAAUGCAGCAACUGCACAAAUUGUUACAGCUGUAACUCCAGAUGAAGUUGAUACAGAAGCAAUUGGAUCAGCUGUAACGCAAAUUACACAAACCAUACCUGAAGUAACUAAAGAAGUGAAAUUAAUAGCAUCUUUAAUGGACGAUGAUAAUAGCGGUGAAAAACUUUUAGACGCUACACGAAGACUUUGUAAUGCAUUUAGUGAUUUGUUAAGAGCAGCUGAACCAGAAGGAAAAGAUCAACGUCAGAACUUAAUAAAUGCUGCAAGUCGUGUUGGUGAAGCAACAACAAUGGUAUUGAGCACAAUUGGGGAGGAGACGCCUGAAAGUCGUGAUAUGUAUGAUAUGCUUUUAGCUUUAGCAAAAGCCGUCGCAAAUGCAACUGCUGCAUUAGUUUUAAGAGCCAAAUCUAUUGCAGCCAAUUCAACAGAUGAAGAAAGUAGAGAUCGUGUAAUUGGUGCAGCGGGUCAAUGUGCUUUAGCUACAAGUCAAUUAGUUGCUUGUACGAAGGUGGUUGCUCCAACAAUACAAAAUCCUGCUUGCAAAGAACAGUUAGAGGAAGCAGCUAGAGAAGUAGCUAAUACUGUUCAUCGUUUAGUUGAUGUCUGCAAUGAAGCAACCGUAGAUGAACGUUUAAAAGGGGAUUUGGUCGCUGCUGCUCGAGAUGUAUCUGAAAAAUUGAAAGAUCUUCUAAGUCACAUUAAAAAACCGAACGCUACUGAAACAUCAAAUGUAUUUUCCGAAGAAGUCGAAAGUGUAAUUGUGGGUACAGAAAUCUUGGCCUCUUCAACUGAUCCUCAAGAAAUGGUACGCCAUGCGAAAUCAUUAGGUCAAGCCACUGCUCAUCUUAUACAAAGUAUUAAAGGAGAAGCCGAAUCACAAGAUGAUUCUGAUUUGCAACGUCGUUUAUUAGCUGCAGCAAAGCAGUUGGCAGAUGCUACCGCAAAAAUGGUUGAAGCAGCUAGAUUAUGUGGCAGCAGCCCACAUGAAACAAAACAUCAAGAAGCUUUGAGAAGAGCUGCAGAGGAAUUGCGAGAGGUAACGACAACUGCUGUGAAUACACCAGCCCUCAAAAUAAAAUUAAUUAAUCGACUAGAAAAUUGUGCCAAGCAAGCAGCUUCAGCUGCCACACAGUGUAUUUCCGCCGCUCAGAAUGCUGCCCAACACAGUGAAGAUCAUCAAACUAAAGAAACAUUAUUACAAGAUUGUAGAAAUGCUGCCGAUUCUAUACCAAGGCUGGUUACAGGAGUCAAGUCUACUCUAAUGAGACCUGAAGAUGGAAACGCUCAUUUGAAUUUGAUCGAAGCUGCGGAAAUGUUUAUCGAACCAGCGAGUCAAAUGGCAUCUUCUGCCCGCGCGUUGCAACCAACUGUGCAAGACAUACCAGCUGCUCAGCAGCUAUCAAAAUCUGCUCUGCAUCUAAGUCACACUAUUCACGAAUUAAAUUUAUCAGCACAACGAGCACGAGAGGUUUGUGGUGGACAGGAAUUAGAAUCCGCCCUAGAAGCUAUAAAGAAUUUAAGAACUGUUCUCAAUGAUACACGUGAAGCAGCAAUUGAAGGAACAUUAAGACCUUUGCCUGGUGAAACGGUCGAAAAUACUGCACAGCAGCUAAGUAAGUCAGCAAAAAAUGUUGGUAUAGCUUUGAGUCAGUUAAUAUCAGCAGUUUCUCAAGGCCAAAGAAUGUACGCAGGCGUAGCUGGAAGAGACACUGCUUUAGCCCUUGGUGAUUUCACCAGAAGUGUUCAUGGGGUUGCUGCUACUACUAAGAAUCCCGUUAUAAUAGAUGCUGCAGAUGAAGUUAUUGUUAAUUCUGUACACUUACUUGAAGAAGCACAAAGAAAUUUGCAAAACAUUGGAAAUAUCGAAAAUUUAAGUCGAUCGGCUAGAGAUGUAUCUGCAGCACUUAAUAAAACGGUUGAUUGUAUACCUGGUCAACGUGAAGUAGAUGACGCUUUAAGAAAUGUUAGUGAAUUGAGUGAAAUUUUAUCUAUGGGAGAAUAUCCAGAAUCAAAUAAAAGUUACAAUCAUUUGCAAAACGAGCUUAAAUUAGCUGCCGAGAACCUUAAUACUUCUGGACGAGAAAUAGUUCAAGGAUAUGCAAGUCCUCAGUGGUUAGCAACUUCUAGUCAAGCUUUCAGUAUAGCUUAUAAAGACAUGUUAUCAGUUUCUAUGGAAAUGGCCGGGCAAGCUAAAGAUGAAACAUCAAGAACUACAAUGCUUGAAUGCUUACGAAAUGUUUCGACACAAUCGUGUAGUUUACUAUCAACUGCUAAGUCAAUUGCUGCUGAUCCAGGGCAACCCAAUUCCAAAAAUUUAUUGAAUGCUGCUUCUAGAAGUGUAACAGACAGCAUUAAUAAACUAGUUGAUUGUAGCGUAUCAUCAGCUCCAGGUCAAAAAGAAUGCGAUAACGCAAUACGCAGUAUAGAAUCACUUCGGGUUAUGUUGGAUUACCCUCAUGAACCUGUCAAUGAACUAGGAUAUUUUGACUGUGUUGAAAACGCAAAUGAGAAAUCUAGGAAUUUGGGUUACGCUAUUUCCGAAAUGAUAAAUAAUGCAAAACAAUCACAACAUGUCGAAUUUGGACAUUCAGUAAAUUCUGUAUCAGACUCUAUACAUGGACUUAUAGAAUCUGCAGCUCAAGCUGCAUAUUUGAUUGGAGUUUCACAUCCAAGUAGUGUUUCUGGUAGACCAGGUAUUAUUGAUCAAGCACAAUUAACUAGAGCUUACCAAGGCACACGACAACAUUGUGAUAUUGUCAGUAGUCCACAAUCCACAAAACAACAAAAAAUCGCAGCCUUAACUGUUAUUGCCAAACACACCUCAUACUUGUGUACUAUCUGCAGGCAAGCAAGUAUGAAUACAACAAAUCCGGUAGCGAAAAACGAAUUUAUUGUUGGAGCCAAACAUGUAGCUAAUGCAACAUCUGAUUUAGUCCAAGAAGUAAAAAGUUUGGAAGAUGAUUAUUCCGUACCAUCGAGAUCAAAAUUCGUUGAGCCUUUACUUGAUGCUGUUAAGGCAGUAAGGCAAUACGCAUCUAGUCCGGAAUUCAUUUCUAUACCUGCAAAAAUAUCGGCUGAAGGACGUAAAGCCCAAGAACCGGUGCUGUCAGCGGGAAGGGGAGUGCUUGAUGGAGUUGUGGAAAUGGUUAAAGCUGCAAAAUCUUUGGCAGUUUCACCUAAUGAUCCACCAGUAUGGCAACAAUUAGCAAUGCAUAGCAAGCCGGUGUCAGAAAGUGUAAAACGGUUAGUGGACAAUAUUAAGGAUAAAGCUCCAGGUCAAGCACAAUGUGACCAAGUGUUACAAACUUUGGCAACUUGUACUCGGGAGUUGGACACAACUGCUUUAGCUGCAAGUUCUCAAGGUUUGGCACAGCGCAAAGAUAACAAUUUACAAGGUUUUAUUGGUCAAACAUUAAACGCUGCCGCUGAAUUGCUUGAUAAAUUAGAACCUAUAAGAAUCGCUGGAAAACAUAACGCAGAACAGUUGGGUCACGCUGUUGGUGAAAUCUCUCGUUAUGUAGUACCAAUGACAAAUGGGGCGAUUGGUGCUUGCACUCAUAUUGUUCACACUAACCAACAAAUAACGUUGAUCAAUCAAACGAAAUCUGUUGUGGAAAGCGCUAUUGAAUUGGUGCAGUCUGCUAAAGAAUCAGCUGGAAAUCCAAAAGCUGUUAAAGCACAUCCAAUGUUGGAUGAUUCUAUUCAAAAUACAAGGGAAGCUAUACAAGAAUUAAAUCAAACAGCUGAAAAGUUGUCAACGGAAAGUGGUGUAGUUACUGGUUUAAUGGAACAAAUAUCAAGAAUAGUUUCAAGAUUAACUGAUAAACGUCAAUCACUUUUAAGUGCAAAUGCAACUGACAGUUUUGUAGAUUAUCAGACCCGUAUGGUACAAACCGCUAAAGAAAUUGCACGCGUAGCUAAUGAAAUGAAUGCUAAAGCACCCUAUAAUCCUCAACAGUUGCCACAAUUAGCUGUAGAUAUGACACAACACUACACUCGCAUAACCGAAGAUUCAGUGGGAGCUGCAAUGACCACGACUUCCCCAGACGUAGGAAUGCGCAUUCGACAAUGUGUUAUUGAUUUAGGAAGAUCUGUUAUGAAUAUAAUUCAAUCAACAGCUGGUGUUCGACCUGAUGAUGCAACCAGUCAAGCUGAUGUGGCUAGAAACGCAAGAGAUGUAUCAGAAAAAGUUGCACAAGUUCUUGUUGCAUUACAAGCUGGCUCAAAAGGAACCCAAGCUUGCAUAAAUGCAGCGAAUACUGUAGCGGGAAUAAUUGGAGAUUUAGACACUACAAUCAUGUUUGCUUCAGCUGGUACUUUACAUUCAGAUGAUAAAGGAACUUUUGCUGAUCAUAGGGAAAAUAUAUUAAAAACAGCAAAAGCUUUAGUUGAAGAUACAAAAGUUUUAGUGGCUGGCGCAGCAGGCACACAAGACCAAUUGGCCAGUGCUGCACAAAAUGCUGUUACUACAAUAUUACAACUUUCGGAUGCUGUAAAACGUGGAGCUUGUAGUUUGGGCUCUGAACAACCUGAUUCACAAGUAAUGGUUAUUAAUGCUGUUAAAGAUGUUGCAUCUGCAUUAAGGGAAUUGAUUCAUGCAACUAAAACUGCUUCUGGUAAACCUAUAAAUGAUCCAGCUAUGCAAGAUCUAAAAGAAAGUGCUAGGGUUAUGGUCCUAAAUGUUUCAUCAUUAUUAAAAACUGUUAAAGCGGUUGAAGAUGAACAUACAAGAGGAACACGAGCUAUGGAAGCAACCGUUGAAGCAAUUUCACAAGAAAUAAGAACAAUGAAUUCACCACCGCCAUCAAACUUAACACCAGCCACACCAGAAGAUUUGAUUCGCGUUUCAAAAAAUGUUACAACAGCCACAGCCAAAGCAGUUGCUGCUGGUACAUCAAAUUUACAAGCUGAUAUUGUAGCAGCAGCAAAUAUUGGACGUCGUGCUAUUUCUGAAAUGCUACUUGUUUGUAGACAAGUUGCCUGGACAUGUGCUGAAACAGAGGAAUUAAGGCAACGUACCCUUGAAGCAGGCGCUGCAGUUGGUGAAUCCUAUCAUUAUUUAUUAGUUGGAAUACUGAAAAAUUGUUCAGCUGAUGAUAGAAUGCAUUAUUCACGUCGUGUUGCGAAAUGUGUUACUGAUUUAUGUGCAAUGGCUAAAUUAUUAAAAGGUUCCGAUUGGAUUGAUCCGGAAGAUCCAACAGUAAUUGCUGAAAAUGAGUUAUUGGGUGCUGCAGCAUCAAUAGAUGCAGCUGCUAAGAAGUUAGCUAGUUUAAGGCCAAGAAGACAACCUGAUGUUAAGAUGCCUGAUGAAAAUAUGAAUUUUGAUGAAAUGAUUCUUGAAGCUGCUAAAAGUAUAAUGGCGGCUUCUGCAGCAUUAGUUAGAGCAGCAAAUGCAGCACAACGUGAAUUAAUAGAUCAAGGAAAAGUAGCUCGCCGUCCUUUACAUUCUUCAGAUGAUGGACAAUGGUCAGAAGGUUUAAUAUCGGCAGCAAGAUUAGUUGCUGCAGCCACACAUAGUCUCGUUGAAGCCGCUCAAAAUUUAGUACGCGGUGUUGGAACCGAAGAAAAAUUGAUUUCAACAGCAAAACAAGUUGCUGCAUCAACAGCACAAUUAUUAAUUGCAUGCAAAGUUAAAUCAAAUCCAAAUUCAGAAACUGGUCGUCGUUUACAGUCAGCUGGUAAUUCUGUUAUUAAGGCAACGGAUAAUUUAGUAAAUGCAGCCCAACAAGCAUUAGAUGCCGAAGAUGAGCAUGUCUUAAAAAUAAAUACAAGUAUGGUUGAUCGUAUGCGACAAGAAAUUGAUGCACGCUCUGAAGUCUACAAAAUGGAGAAAAAAUUAGCAGAAGCUAGAGAUAAAUUAGUUCAAAUACGUCAUGCUACUGCAAGACAAAAUAAUCCUAGCGGUUUUGGCACUUUCAAUGAGUCAACUGAUAGUACCGAUGAAUAUCAUCAAUAUCAUGGUAGCGGAGGUUACUCUUCACCAACCCAUUAUCAAACCAAUUCAUUAAAUCGAUCUGGUUUUAAUGUUUCACCGUCACUGGGCUAUCAACAACAACAACAACAACAACAACAACAACAUCAGUACUACCAAACAUUACCUACUAACUAUCAGCAACAACAGCAUAACUAUCCUUACCAUCACGAAACAUCCUCUAACCAAAUAUAUCAAUCCUCAUUUCAAAAAACUUCAACACCCCCUCCCCCAAUUCCUCCACCACCACAACAUUUCCAUCAUCCAGAUUUAAUAAAUGAUAAUUUACCUCCUCCACCACCUCCACCGCCUUUAUCUACAGCAUAUAACCAAAGAGAGCAAAUAUCUUCAUUAAAUACAACAACAUUUAGACCAAAUCCCACAUUAACUGCAAACGCUAUACCACGACCAUAUCCUGGUAGUCCAAAUGUUGUUCUAACCCCAACAAGUCCUUUUGGUGUAGGAAUAAAUAACCAAACGUUAUUAACGACAACAACAACUAAUUAUGGAAAUAUCACACCAACUGGUAAUAAUACUACUGUUAAUACAACUGUAACUACUACUAGUGCUAAUGGUGGUGUGUCACCAUUAAGUCCAUUAUCAAAAAUAACUAAUCAAAAUAAUUUUGAAACUUCACAUACAUCGUCUUCGACAAUCAAUAAAAUUCAAAAAUCAUCAACUGAUGAACAACAAUCAAAAUUAAACGAUCAACAAAAACAUCAACAAUAUGAAACAUUUGAACAAAAAAUGUUAAAACAACAACAACAACAACAACAAAAAUCUGAUUCUUCAACAUCAACAAAAACAACAAAGAUAUCAAAAAAUAUUGAAGCAACAGUGAAAGAUUUACAUGAUAAAACAUUCGGACAAGGUGGUGUUAUACAAAUAACUGGUGGAUUCAAACCUUCAGGCACAGGACCACAAAAUUAUGAGGGCUACACAUCUAGUCAAGAUGCCCCAGAAGUCACUAAUGAAGUAUAUGAAACCCGGUCUUAUGAAUCAUCUAGUGAAAUAAAACCAUUAGAAUCGAAUUUUUCACAAUUAACAAUACGCACAGAUAACAAUGGCCGUUUAAAUUUAGAAGAAGAAGGUUCACAACGUCUUUCAUCGAUGACACAACGAGUAUUAGAACGAAAAAUUUUAACAACAACUACAGAAUCCCGAACGGAAACAAAAAGUCAAAAACAUAGUUUCCGUUUAGAAAAGCCAACAUAAUAAAUUUUAAUAUUAAUAAAAAUAAACAUAUAUAAUAUUUUAAUUAAAAUAAUUAACAUUUAACAAGGAGAAAAAAUUAAAUACUUUUUUUUUAUGUACAUAUACUGAUAUUUUUAUUAAAAAAUUAAUUAAUGAUAAUAAAAAAAAAAUUAAAAAUUAAUAAAAUUGUAAUUGUAUUUUGACAUAUUUUUCUUUCAGAUUGAUUAUUUUCAUGUGUAAAAUAUUUGCAUUGUAUUUAAAAAAAAAUAUAUAUAUAUAACAAAAUUAUUAAUAAAAUGUGUAUAUUGUAUUAGAAAAAUAUGGCAAAAUUAAAAAAAAAAAUUAACUAAAAAUAAAAAAAAAUAGAUAAUUAAUCAGAUCUAUGUUGCAGUUACUAAAUAAUAUUAAAUUUUUCCUGAACAAAUUUAGCAUUUAAAAGUUGAUUUUACACAACUUAUACUUAGAAAAUAGAACAAGUUUUAUAACAUUCUGUUACAAGUUAUACCUAAAAAUAAUAUUUGACAAUUUUAGUAUCGAAUAUUAGAGUCCAAUUAAGCAUUUGAAAUUGUACAUAAGUCAUUUGAACUCUAAAAUCUAUAUACCUUUUAAAAUUAAACAAGGACUUACUACAGUACAAUAUCAAAUAUAAACAUUUAUAUUUUAAAUAUUUUUUUGUAUAAUUAUGCAAUUUAGUUUUAUAUCUUGUAACAAAACUGCGGUAAUAUUUAUCUUUUUAUGACUUAAAAAAACUAUUGACUAUAUUUAAAUUCAAAAAUAUAAGAUCUAAUUAAUACACUGAUUAAACAUAGAGCUGAAUAAUAUCUUUCGAAAUUGCUGCCAAUAUUUAAGAAACAAAUAAAUAAAAGCCUUAAAAAUAAAAAUAAAAAAUACAUUCUAGUUAAGUACAUUGUAGAAUUUAAUAUAGAUGUUUUAAAAUAAUAUGCUUAUAAAAAAAUACAUAGAUAAAUAUGUAUAAUUUAUGUAUAUAUAUAUACAUAAUAAAAUUAUUUUCCGAACUAAAAUAAACACAUUUUAUGACGCACAGAGAAUGUAAUAAAAUUUUAAGAGAAACUAAUAUUAUAAAUUAUAAUUUUAAUAAAAAAUCAUUUUGCCAUAAACCAAUAAAAGGGUUUUUUUUAUUCGUAAAUAUUAAAAAUAUAUGUAAUAUAUAAAUAUAUUUAAAUAUGUAUUAUAUAUCAUAUAUAAUUAAUUAUAAUAUGUAAAGUAUGCAUAAAAAUAAUAUUAUACUUGUGCCAGAAUAUUAAUUUUUAUUUUAAAAAUGUGUGAACUAAAUAUUACUAUUAUUAAAUUUAGAAUAUGAAAAAAACAAAUUAAGUAAAUUUUAAUAAGUUGUUAACGUUUGACUUUUUUCCCAUUUACAAAUAAAUAAUAAUUAAAAAGGAUU